Molecule: messenger RNA, 1123 nt
Organism: Phodopus roborovskii (desert hamster)
Lineage: Eukaryota; Metazoa; Chordata; Mammalia; Rodentia; Cricetidae
Gene: Popdc3
Product: popeye domain containing 3
Exons: 3
Coding region: 128-1000 (290 amino acids)
Cellular component (GO): sarcolemma
Molecular function (GO): cAMP binding
Source: RefSeq, a predicted model, not a curated record
UAAACCCCUCGUCAUAACAGCUCCUGGCCUGUGAGGAGCAAUGUUCAGUGAUGGCAAAGCGAAGGACUCCAGUGCUGGCUUCAGUGUCAGCUGAAGUGAACUGAACAAAAAACCAGAUAGUGGAACCAUGGAAAAGAAUUCAAGUUUGUGGAAGAGCCUUGUGGGUGAACACCCAGUCUGCACAGCCUGGAAGCAAGAGGCUGAGGGUGCCAUUUACCACCUUGCCAGUAUCUUGUUUGUAGUAGGUUUUAUGGGCGGCAGUGGGUUCUUCGGGCUCCUUUAUGUCUUCAGCUUGCUGGGGCUGGGUUUCCUGUGUUCUGCAGUCUGGGCAUGGAUAGACGUCUGUGCUGCUGACAUAUUUUCCUGGAAUUUUGUGCUGUUUGUCAUCUGCUUCAUGCAGUUUGUUCACAUUGCAUAUCAAGUUCACAGCAUAACGUUUGCCCGAGAAUUCCAGGUGCUGUACAGCUCCAUUUUCAAGCCCCUCGGGAUCCCUCUGCCUGUCUUCAGAACAAUCGCUCUGAGCUCUGAAGUGGUAACUUUGGAAAAGGAGCACUGUUACGCCAUGCAAGGGAAAACCUCCAUUGAUAGACUCUCCAUGCUUGUCUCAGGAAGGGUCAGAGUGACAGUGGAUGGCGAAUUUCUGCAUUACAUCUUCCCUUUUCAGUUCCUGGAUUCUCCGGAGUGGGAUUCACUACGACCCACAGAGGAAGGCAUUUUUCAGGUAACCCUCACAGCAGAAACUGAUUGUCGGUAUGUGUCUUGGAGGAGAAAAAAAUUAUACCUGCUCUUCGCUCAGCACCGCUACAUCUCCCGCCUAUUUUCCGUUUUAAUUGGCAGUGACAUCGCAGAUAAACUCUAUGCCCUGAAUGACAGGGUAUAUACAGGGAAAAAACAUCACUAUGAUAUCCGGUUACCCAACUACUAUCAAAUGUCAAGUCCAUGCCUGUCUAAAUCACCCCUGAAACAGUUUGGGAAUUCCAGACAACAUUGUAACAAAUGACAUCAAAACCUGAAGUUGUGCAGUUACUAUGAAAAAGACUUCAUCAUUCCCCAGGCAAGUUAGCACACUGAUAUUUUUAUAACUUAAAUUCAGAGUCCAGAUGCACUGCCAGCUGUUGAUUCA